CCUGCCUGCCCUUUUUUUCCAGUGGUUCUGUGAUGUUCUGGGAUAGACCUAACAUAGCUUCAGACUGACAUCACAAGAGGACAGUGCAAGCUUAGAAGAACCAGAGAACCACACUAAGCAGACACUGCGUAGCAACAAAAUACUUUUUAUUAAUAUAGCCAUAAGGUGGACAGAAAGCUUUGUGAAAUAGGAAAAUAAGCUUUUUGCCUUUCUACAUCGUUGUCCGUCGACAUUAACUGUGAACAUGUUUAGCUGGAUGAAGAAGAAUGAGAAAAACAAGAAGAUCCCUGAAGUCAUCCACACUGUCACCGAGGGUCUCAAAGACCUGUACAAAAAGAAGCUGAAGCCGGUGGAAGAAUACUAUCGCUUCCAUGAUUUCCAUUCUCCUGCCCUGGAGGAUGCUGACUUUGAUAAUAAGCCCAUGGUACUGGUGAUGGGCCAGUACUCGACUGGAAAGACCACCUUCAUUAAGUAUCUCCUAGAGCAGGACAUCCCAGGUAGUCGAAUUGGACCUGAACCCACCACCGACUCCUUCGUUGCGGUCAUGCAUGGAGAGACAGAAGGUGUUAUCCCUGGGAAUGCGCUCAUGGUAGAUCCCGACAAACCUUUCCGCAAGCUCAACCCUUUUGGAAACACCUUCCUGAACAGGUUCAUGUGUGCCCAGCUGCCCAACAAAGUCCUGGAGAGCAUUAGCAUGAUAGACACUCCUGGCAUCCUGUCUGGUGCCAAGCAGAGGGUGAGCAGAGGUUAUGACUUUCCAUCGGUCCUGCAGUGGUUUGCUGAACGAGUGGAUCGUAUCAUCCUUCUGUUUGAUGCCCAUAAGUUGGAGAUUUCUGAUGAAUUCUCAGAAGCUAUUCGAGCCCUCAAGGGCAAUGAAGACAAGAUCCGUGUUGUCCUUAAUAAGGCCGACAUGGUGGAAACACAACAACUGAUGCGUGUCUAUGGUGCACUCAUGUGGUCCCUGGGCAAAGUGUUCAAUACACCAGAAGUGCUGAGAGUCUACAUAGGUUCAUUCUGGUCUGAGCCGCUCAUGAUUCCUAACAACAGGCGUUUGUUUGAGCUGGAAGAACAGGACUUAUUUCAAGAUAUCCAGAAUCUGCCCAGGAACUCAGCCCUACGCAAACUCAACGACCUGGUUAAAAGGGCUCGGCUUGUUAGGGUUCAUGCUCACAUUAUCAGCUACUUGAAGAAGGAAAUGCCGUCCGUAUUCCGUAAAGGAAACAAGAAGAAGCAGCUAAUUGCAGAGUUACCUGUUAUUUAUGCCAAAAUACAGCUAGAACAUCACAUCUCCCCUGGAGAUUUUCCCGACUGUGCCAAAAUGCAGGAGCAGCUAAUGAUUCAUGACUUCACAAAAUUUCAUUCAUUGAAGCUAAAUAUGAUUGAUAUUUUGGAUGGGAUGCUGACAAUUGACAUUGCAAAACUCAUGCCACUGCUGAAGCAGGAAGACUUGGAUACUAUUGACAAUAUAGUACAAGGAGGAGCCUUUGAGGGAACCCACAAUGGUCCUUUUAUGGAAGGCUCUAUUGAUGGAAUCUUUGAAGGCCUUGAUGAUGAAGACUGGGUAGUUACCAAAGACAAGUCUAAAUAUGAUGAAAUCUUCUUCAACUUGGCACCCGCUGAUGGCAAAUUAACUGGCACCAAAGCCAAAAACUGGAUGAUUACCACUAAGUUGCCCAAUUCUGUACUAGGCAAGAUAUGGAAGCUUUCUGAUGUCGAUCGGGAUGGUAUGCUGGAUGAUGAAGAGUUUGCCUUGGCAAGCCAUUUAAUUGAAGUUAAACUGGAUGGGCAUGGUCUACCCUCAGAAUUACCUAACCACCUGAUCCCACCAUCCAAGAGGAGGCAGAAAGGUUCUGCUGAAUAAUUCCACCAAGUUAUGCUUUCAUGCUUAUAAUUUUGUUUUUCAAUCCUUCCUUUGUUGCCAAAACCCAACCUUUUGCAUGUUCACAAACUUAAUGUCCGUCACCAGAACAGGUUGACAGGAACAUUGAUACUAACACAAGUAAAUUGUCUUUGAAUACACUUUGUCUGCUUAAAUAAUACAAUACAUUUCGUCCUGUGCAACUGAAGCUCAGAUCUCUGUCAUCAACUGGCAAGAAUAGUAUAAUAGUGAAGAUAUUAAAGAGACAUUCCACCAAUGUGCCACUAAGGCUCCUCAAUAACACAAAGAACCCUUGCAGAUCACAUCCUAUAGACCAAUUGUAACAGUACUUGCAAUGUUCUGCACAUCUUUUUGUCCUGUAUUGUUUGAUAUAUUCAUCCAUGAUAACCCACGCUAGAAAAUAACCGUUGAGCUUUAUAUCUUCUGCUUUUCUCACUGAAUGAAAGAUGAGCUGCAGGUCACCUUUGUGCCUUAUUGCUUUAAUAUACAUAUAUAUAUACUGUAUGUUUGUAUACAUAAUUGCUAAAUAUUACCACAGGGAAUCUGUGGCCAAGGAGAGAAUGAAUGUAUUUGAAAAAAGAGAGUAUUUUGUAAUGCAAAAGAAUGGGAUUGGAGAAAGUGAUACAUUGGAUGAAAACAAUUUCAAGGGGUUCAAAUAGAUAUGAAUAUAUAACAUUUUUAUGUAAUUUCUCCUCAUUCUGGUGCAUUUUGAUGUCAGAUAUUACAAACCAACAUCUAACAGCUUC
Nanorana parkeri is the source of this 2625-nucleotide messenger RNA. It is a transcript of the gene EHD2, whose product is annotated as EH domain containing 2. Gene Ontology annotation, biological process: endocytosis; endosomal transport. NCBI's taxonomy places the organism in Eukaryota, Metazoa, Chordata, Amphibia, Anura, Dicroglossidae. Bases 245 to 1861 code for a protein of 538 amino acids. The transcript is spliced from 5 exons. The record is from RefSeq and is a predicted model, not a curated record. Gene Ontology annotation, molecular function: GTP binding; calcium ion binding; protein binding. Gene Ontology annotation, cellular component: plasma membrane; cytoplasm.